GUGGGUAACUAAUCCCCGUGUGCGCCGCGGGGAGAGGCUGCUCAGUGCUGCGCCCGCUCCAGCACAGCCCCUGCUCCAAACCCGGCUCCCUCUGCUCGCCCCGUUGGGACCUCAAGGUGCUGAUGGCGACGAUGUCGAUGCAGCUGGGCGGGCUGGUGCUGGCCGUGCUGGGCUGGCUGGGCUCCAUCCUCACCUGCGCGCUGCCCAUGUGGAAGGUGACGGCCUUCAUCGGUUACAACAUCGUGGUGGCCCAGGUCUUCUGGGAAGGGCUGUGGAUGAACUGCGUCUACGAGAGCACGGGGCAGAUGCAGUGCAAGGCGUACGACUCCCUGCUGGACCUCACCUCCGACCUGCAGGCCGCCCGCGCGCUGGUGGUCACCUCCAUCAUCGUGGCCUUCCUCGGCCUCCUCACCGCCAUCUCAGGGGCCGACUGCACGCGCUGCAUGGAGGACAAGAGCUCCAAGGGCCGCGUUUCCAUCGUGGCGGGGGCCAUCUUCGUGCUGGCCGGCAUCGUGCUGCUCAUCCCCGUCUCCUGGUCUGCCAACAGCAUCGUCACCAACUUCUACAACCCCAUGGUGCCCGAGGCCCUCAAGAGAGAGCUGGGGGCUGCCCUGUACAUUGGGUGGGCCUCCAGUGCCCUGCAGCUGCUGGGUGGGGGUAUCCUGUGCUGCUCGGGGCCGCCCGUGGAGCAGGACCACUACCCCAAGUCAUACCGUGCGGUGAAGGGCUGUGGCCCCAUGGGCUACCCCAUGAAGGACUACGUGUGAGCUGCCCCAGCUGGGCACUGGCCCAUGGGCACACCAACACGGUCCCUAUCCCCCUGACGUCCCACAUCUCCUGCCUGCACACCAUGUCCCCAUGCCAGCUGUGUCCCCCCCUGCUUUGUCCUUCCCACAGGCUGGUGACAGUGUGUGGCCCCAUCCUGCUGCCUUCCUGGGGCACUGCUGCUGCUCCCAGCUCUAUAAAGGUCUUGGUGCCACUAAG
Molecule: messenger RNA, 984 nt
Organism: Coturnix japonica (Japanese quail)
Lineage: Eukaryota; Metazoa; Chordata; Aves; Galliformes; Phasianidae
Product: claudin-4-like
Cellular component (GO): membrane; bicellular tight junction
Molecular function (GO): structural molecule activity
Source: RefSeq, a predicted model, not a curated record